Messenger RNA from Selaginella moellendorffii, 645 nucleotides. RefSeq names its product signal peptidase complex catalytic subunit SEC11C. Gene Ontology annotation, cellular component: signal peptidase complex; membrane. The record is from RefSeq and is a predicted model, not a curated record. Lineage: Eukaryota; Viridiplantae; Streptophyta; Lycopodiopsida; Selaginellales; Selaginellaceae. Bases 30 to 572 code for a protein of 180 amino acids. The transcript has 7 exons. Gene Ontology annotation, molecular function: serine-type endopeptidase activity.
GCUAAAGCCCUAAAGGGGGCGGAGCGGCCAUGGAGAUGGUGCGUAAUGCCGUCCGCUCCGUGCGAAGCAUCCACUACCGGCAGCUCGCGACGCAGAUCAUCAGCUUGGGGAUGAUCGUCACUUCUGCGCUGAUAAUCUGGAAGGGAUUGAUGUGCGUGACUGGGAGCGAGUCGCCGGUUGUGGUGGUUUUGUCCGGCAGUAUGGAGCCUGGCUUCCAACGGGGUGACAUUCUCUUCCUGAGGAUGACCAAGGAUCCCAUCCGAGCGGGAGAAAUCGUGGUGUUCAACGUCGAUGGUCGAGACAUACCGAUCGUCCAUCGCGUGAUCAAAGUCCACGAACGCCAGGAAACUGGAGAAGUCGAGGUUCUCACGAAAGGCGACAACAAUUACGGUGAUGAUAGACUCUUGUAUGCGCAAGGCCAGCUCUGGUUGCAAAGGCAUCACAUAAUGGGCAGGGCUGUGGGGUUUCUCCCUUACGUUGGCUGGGUCACAAUUAUCAUGACCGAGAAGCCAGUGAUCAAGUACAUUCUGAUUGGAGUGUUGGGGCUACUGGUUUUGACAUCCAAAGAGUGAUAAAAAAAUCUAACUGUUGGAAGAGAACAUUUGCAUUUUGGAACAAUUGACAAUGGUUUAUCCUUUGUGAUGA